Messenger RNA from Lytechinus pictus (painted urchin), 6965 nucleotides. RefSeq names its product arf-GAP with coiled-coil, ANK repeat and PH domain-containing protein 2-like. The transcript is spliced from 16 exons. Bases 1336 to 3030 code for a protein of 564 amino acids. Lineage: Eukaryota; Metazoa; Echinodermata; Echinoidea; Temnopleuroida; Toxopneustidae. Gene Ontology annotation, molecular function: GTPase activator activity; protein binding. The record is from RefSeq and is a predicted model, not a curated record.
AUUCGGCAAUUGCACUAAAGUCAGUUUUUGUUUCAUAAGGAUUAAGAAAGUUGUUGUGUGCUCACUUGAUUUAUUACCAUACUUCUCAUUAUGGUUAUAUGUGAGAUUGGCUUUCUGGAAUUCCCACUUAUCCUCUUUCAAUUUUUUGUCUUUGAUAUCCUUGAAUUCCUAUGAUAUAGAUUGCAUUUUUAAUAACAAUUUCAUGGUUAGAAACAUGGUUUUGAAACCUGGUAUAGCAUUUGCACAAUAUUUGUAAUAUAAACAGGACUUUUUAAAAAUAUAAACAUUAUUUUUAAAAAGGUUUCGUAAUGCAUGUGUAUGACUCAAAAUGCUUUUCCUGUAGAAACCCCUCUCUUGAAAUCCUAUAAAUUCAAUGUAUCCGAAGCCGGGGUGAAAUGAUGUCAUGGUAAAAAAUGAAAGCGUUUUUUGAAAGGAAAGUUGCAUAUAAAAUGUACAUGUAGUACAUUUAAGACACAUGGUAAGGAGAACUCUCUAAAGAAAUGCUGCUCUUUUAAAGUUCUCUUUCAAAAUAUUUACUGGUAUUCAAGACCCUGUUCCUCAGAACUAUAUUGCUAUACAGGUGAAGUAUAUGAUAAAUUGAUGAUUGAUGAUGAUGAUGAUGAUGAUCAGUGUUAUAACUACUGUACAGUUGACGGAAGUGGUCGGGCACAACCGGCACAGAAGAUUUCUGGCCGCCUCUCAUCAUGAAAAAACACUGCUUCUGUCCACCAGUAAUUUCAAAUGAAAAGUGUUUCAAAACCAACUCCUUACAAGGAGAAUUGCUCUUGCAUUCAUUUCCAUCUUAGUUUAAUCUUGUUUUAUUUACAUAAUGUACGUUAAAUAUUCUUACAUUUGAUAUAUAUUUGUUUAUCUUCAAAGAUUUGCUUUAUACAUGUACAGUAUGUCAGAUUUUUAUUACAUUGAUUUACCUUUACUUUUGGCUUUAAGACCGCUAACUCAGCCUGAAAAAUCGUGGUAAUGCUGUGAAAUAGCGACCACUACUACAAUGGGUCUAGCUAGAACAUGUGAUGAUAAUGAUGAUACUACAUGUACAUACAUUCUAAAUACUUUACAAAUAAAUUAUUACCCCAGUCGUUGGAUUCUGAGUUGCCCACUCACACAGCUGUAUGGAUGUUCUUCACUCUCUGGGGGAGAAUUUCAACAAAGGCUUCCAAGCACAAAUGCUAAACAGGGUGCAUCAAUUGGCUAUGAAUAUGCUCUGCGAAUGCAACAGUAUGUACACAUGAGAAUUUCAUUUUGCGAUAUUCUCUCACAACUCUUUGAUAUCUGUAUUCAUCCUAGUUCUGUAAUUAUGUGUCUUUUCAGCUUCAAGGAAUGACCACCAAGGCAAGUACUGAGAAGAGAAAAAUGGAAGAUAGACAUUCACUGGUCCAAGAAAUGGAUACCUUGUGGAACAUGACCUUUGACCAGAGCAAGACACCUAUUAUGGAAGGUUACCUGUACAAACGGGCAACGAAUGCAUUCAAAACAUGGCACAGACGAUGGUUUACGAUAAAGGACAACCAACUGAUAUAUCAGAAAAGAUCUAAGGGUCAAGUGAGCAUAGCUUCCGAUGAUCUUAGACUGUGCAAUGUAAAACCAUUAGAUGAGAUAGAUAGACGAUUCUGCUUUGAAGUGGUUUCACCUGGCAAAACCAUAGUGCUUCAAGCCGAUAAUGACAACAUCCGUCACGCCUGGAUUCAGGCAUUACAAGCCGGUAUUAACUCGGCUUUCAACAGUCCUAUCGCUAAGACUCCACCUGCUGCCUUGGAGAGAGAGGUCAGUGCAUUUGAUAAUGCUUCACCUUCUCCCGUCAGUACCCAACUCUCCAAUGAGUCUAAGAAAGAAGGGAUUCGAGCUGAGAUCAUGGCUAUGCCAGGAAAUGACAAAUGCUGCGACUGUAAAGCUGACAAUCCUAAAUGGGCAAGCAUCAAUCUUGGUAUCACUCUGUGUAUAGAGUGUUCUGGUGUCCACAGAAGUCUAGGUGUCCACAUAUCAAAGGUCAGGUCAUUGCUACUUGACCAAUGGGAACCGGAAACAUAUCAGGUCAUGUUGAAGCUUGGUAACACGAUAAUAAACAGGAUUUAUGAAGCUGAUUUGAGUGAUCUAUCUUUGGUCCACCCUUCACCGGGAUGUAACAGCAAUGUUCGUGAGAGCUGGAUCAAAGCAAAGUAUGUCCAGCACCAGUUUCUUGCCAAGAGGUUAACGAAGCCCAUCGUGAAGAGGAGAAGAAAAAGAAGAGGAAAGAGACAAAGUCAGAGUCAUCUGGCAUCAGCAGAUAAGAUGUCACUUGGAAGUAGGAGCAGUGAUGGUGCGACGGGGGAUGAUGAAGAGAGUGGUGAUGUUAGGAAUGGAAUCGGAAAAGCAGGUGUGUCAAAUGACAGUGGUCUUGGAGGAAGCAUAGACAAGAUACCACCAGAUUUAAACCAUGAUGAAGGACUUGUAACAAGUGACAGCUCAGAGGGAGAAUUAGAGGUACCUACUUCACCCUUAGAAGGGGAUCCUAUCACCGCACAAGAACUGCUCUAUCUGGGAGCCUGUAAUAACAGCGAACAGGUGAUGAUGAGUGCAAUGGCACACUCGGCAGAUAUUAACAAGCCUGAUCCUAAUGAUGAUAUGAGAACGGCAUUACAUAAAGCUGUAUCAUUGGGAACUUUAACCUCAGUGGAAUCCCUUCUACUGAACGGUGCAAAAGUGAACAUACCUGAUGCAAAUGGAAGGACAAUACUCCACUUAGCUACCUUGCUGGGAAAUACAGGGCUGGUAUGUUUGUGUUUAAAGAGAGGUGCAAAUCAGAAUGCAAAAGACAGUGAUGGACAGAACCCUCUUCAGAUUGCCAUCACAACAACCAAUGCAGAUAUUGUCACAUUGCUCCGUUUAUCUAAACUGAAUGAGGAGAUGAAGGACGCUGAGCUCGGAAAUCCCAACGAUGAAACGUUCCAAGAUGUCUUCCAAGAUUUCACAAACCUUGCCCAAUACGACCCUCAGAAACUCAAUCGGAACAGAUCAAGUGAUGAUAUGGUACAGUGACAACCUAAGAUCAAAGACUGAAUUCUUGAGAAGCGAAGUGUUCAAUAUUUUCUUUGAAGUGGAUCUUCAUGCCUUCCAUAUUAUUUGAUUAUCUGGAGGCAGAGUAGCUCAAUAAUGAGUCGAGAAUUUUUUUUUUUCCGAAUCGGGGAAAUUCACCCGUUUUGUAACUUUUGUGCUUCGCAGUACAAGCUUCAGCGGACCACCAUCGUAGCUAGCUUGCAAUCAAAGAUUGCUUUGUGAUUCUGCUGAAAUUCAUCAUGCCAAUAAGAUUACACUUUUAAAUACAUCUUGGAACUCAUCCUGCCUUGACGAGGAUUUGAACCCAGGUACCUCUCUUGCAUGACCGCUGCUCUACCAACAGAAGCUACCUGUGCUAUUGUCAAGACAAUUUAGCAUUCUCACAUUAGCCGGUCUCUUGUUAUGCCAUGAAAAGUUCAGCCAUUGUUGCAUCAUUCAAAAGUUAAAAGUAGUUUAAAUGCAAAUGUUCAUGUAAAACCCAAAUUAAUCAAUUUACUAGUGGGUCAUUUCGUUUAUAUCAAAUAAAUCGUUUGAUGUAAUCAAAUUAUUCAGACAGGUAGAAUUUCACUUCAUCACCUUAAUACAAAUCAUUUACAGAAAAUAUUUAUUUUUAAAAAAUAAGCAUACUUUUUUUUUUUUUCGUAAUGUAUUCUUUAAAGUAAUGCACUCAUUCUUUGAAUGAAAUGAGCAAUAAAAUGUAGAGAAAUGUAGUUGUAAAUAAAUUGAAUCCAAUAAAUGAAUUUGUACAUGCAGGUAUAGAAUUACUUAGUACCGGUAAUUGUCAACAUGGUAAAUAAUUAGCCACCAUGUAUACUGAUGAAGGUGAUUAGACAUCUUAAGCAAUCUAGGUGUAGCUUUCUUUUUUAAUAUGAAACCAAGAAGAGAUAUAUGUUUAUAUAAACCUUCUGCAUAUGACAUCAUAAUCUCAUAGCGCCCUCCCUCAGAGGAUAUAGGAAUGUGUAUAAACGAAGUUGUCAGAAUGCACCAGCUGCAGAUCACCAACACAUGCAAGGCAAUGGAUUCAGCCUCUUAAGAUAGCGGUACGAUGAUGUCAAUGCAUAUAGGUCUAUUUAGUGCCAUGGAAGUGUUGGUACAUCCUAUCGCUUGAAAGCUAAAGGUGUUUUUAUAUUGCCUGAUAUUGCACCAUUAAAUUUGGUUUAGUGUGUGUGGGGACGAAUGUAAUCACUGAAUAUAAAGAAAAUCAAUUUUUGUUAAAUUAUCAUCUCUACAAAGUAUGGUAUAUGGUUAUGAAAAAAGAGAGUAAGAGAGAGAGAGAGAAUGGGUGUGUGAGAGAGACUGUUUAAUUUCUGUCCAAAAUAAUGAUAAUAUAUUCUAUGCGCUUUGGUCCUGUUUCAUUAAGACUUCUUACAGCAACAAAUUUACCAUCAGCCAAUCAGAUUGAAGAAUUUUAGUAGCUUUUAACUGUUAUUGUAAAUUUAUUGUAGCAAGUUUCAUGAAACGGGUCCCUGAAAUGACAAGGUGCACAAAUUAUGCAUGGACCACCCUGUACAAGUUCAUCAAGCAGCUUUUCUUGGGUGAUUUAUGAGCAAAUUGUGUUUUGAGCCACAAUUACAUGAAGUGUUGACCAAUUGUGGAGCAGCAAGGUUUAUGAUAUGUAAAAUAUUACUAUUUAAAGCAUGGACUUGCAUUUUGAUACUCAAGAAGUUUUAUUAUAAUUUGUCAUUUCUUCGUGAUGAAAAGUACUAUGAUUAAUGUAUGUCAUACGCACUCACACUCAGUGACUAAUGUGUGCAUUAUGUAAAUAUAUAUAUCCUAUCAUAUAUUAUUACAUGUAUACAAAUAUCUUGCCUUGAUUCUUUUUUCAUUGUAAGUUAAAUGAAAAUUAUGCUUUAAUUUUGCUUUUUCAUAUCCUUCUUUGAAAAUCAUAUUUAAGUGAAAUAUAUUUUGAGAUCUUUUUGAUAUUUGCUAUAAGGUGAUCAGUAAUUUAGAUUUGAUUUAGUAUUGCAAGAUGCAUCAUAACAAAAUGACUUGGAAAAUGUUGCUUGCAUCUUUAUUUGAAUGUGACAAUAAUGUGCUGUAUUGUAUUUAAAGUGGAAUAUACAUGUAUGCUUUGUGUUCUUCUAUCAGUAGAGAUGUAUGUUUUGUAAAUGUGUGAUUAUUUUUAAAUACUAGAGAUGAAAUUGUGCAGUAAAUUAUAAAUGAAACCUCAAAUAUUUAUGCCAAGAGAUGUACCAAUAGAACAUACUGUAUAUUCAGUGAAUUGGCUUGAUCAACUCAAAGGGGCAGGGCCAGGAUUUUUUUUUUUUUGGGGGGGGGGUGUUCAUGAUAUUUGAUUUCUCAGGUUGCAAUAUCAUAAGGGGGAGAAGAAUGUAGAAAAAGAAGAAGAAAAUUAAAGAAAGUAUCAAAAUUAGAGUUCUUUGCCAUGUUGCAUUAUAGUUAUUUGAUUGGAAAAAAAAACAGAACUAACAUCAUUUUUAGGUGUAAUCUUGCACCCCCCCCCCCUUUACCCAAUCAAAAUGUCCUGCAACUCAUGUGUACUAAUAUGUGUUCUCUCCAUCAUUUCUUCAAUCUUGUGUUAUUCAUACAAACUGUAGAGGGUGACAGGUGCUCUUACAUUGCCUUCUAAUUUAAAGGAUGGCGGGGGGGGGGUCAUCGCAUCGAGUUGGUUUUAAUAAAAUAAGUAAAAUGAAACAACAAAAUGAUGACGGUUUAUGAAAAUUCACCAAAGAAUUAAAGCAUCGUGAAUCUUUUAUAGCUUGAUUUUGUGAGCUUACUCACCUGCUAGCAGUUAUCCUAUUUGUUAUCUUAUAAUUUCCAUUUCUUAUAGGAAUAUAAGUUCAUGAUGUUGAUAACGGGAAAUAUUUUUUUUCUUAGAAUUAUUGCAGAAAAUUGCAUUUGACAGAAUUUUUAUCGUAGAGCAAUGGUGGACCUGGUUUAAAAAAAUUGACUGAAUGGAAAUUAAAAAAUGAAUUUAAAAAAUCACAGUUUGGGGUUUUUAGUACUCUAUUGUCAUUUAUAAUAUCAAUCUCUCUUCAACCAUAUGAUACCCCAAUACAAAUGUCUGUCUUGCACUUUCAAAUAAUAUAUAUAUUUGCUGUUUGAAUUAAGAGAAUAAUUAUAUUUAUGCGAUAAAUAUAGUGGUGUGAGGUUUUAAUUGCAUCUUUCAGUUACUUUUGAAAUGACAAUGUGAUGUGACAAUGCAUUAGUAACAAUUCUGAUUCUAAUCUGAGUAAUUGAAUUCAAAGAACAUGUAUUUAAAUUGAAUGUUAUGAGCCUCAUUUGCAGAGCCAUGCAGAAUUUGUAUUGUUUUUUCCCUUAUUCAUUAACCAAAUUGAAUGUUGGCCCAUGGCUGUUGAUAUUUUUGAACUCCAACAAGGAUAACUCACCCCCUCCCUUCAGAACAAGUCUUUCCAUGGACUUUUCAGUUGUUGUUAAUUGUCUGGAGAUCAAUCAGAUGAUAUGUAUAUUUUUUACAGAUAAUUGUGAGUUUUUCAAUGUCAUAAUAUGUGUGUCACAGUCCAAAUACUCAAUGUUAAACAGUGUACAUUACUAUUUUACUAUUCAUUGUCGAAUUUUGAUCAUGACACUUGCCAAAUAAAAACACUUUGUAAGGUUGUUUUCAAAAUAUAAAUCAUGAAAGUUGAACCAAGAUAUAUCAGUUCCAGCUCACCUUUGGCAUAGCACCCCCCCCCCCCUUUUACUUGAAAUUUUACUUUGUGUUUGAAUGAAGGAACAUAUAGGCCUACUAUUUGUUUACUUUGUACCAUGAAACUGAUUUAAAUGUUAUACAAGAAUGCUAGUAAAAAUAUUCAUGACUAGUUACUUAGGGCAAUAUAAAGAUGUAAAUAUUUGUUACAAUUUGACUUUUUGAAAACAGCCCUUUAAAAGCAGCUUUGUAACUUUGCUGGUUGGGUGCCAAUUGAAAUAAUAUGGCAAUAAAAAACAUGACAGUAUAA